This is a messenger RNA of Oppiella nova, 666 nucleotides long. The record is from the annotation of a GenBank genome assembly. NCBI's taxonomy places the organism in Eukaryota, Metazoa, Arthropoda, Arachnida, Sarcoptiformes, Oppiidae.
AUGGGCGAGAAGCCGGUCACGGAUUUGGCAGGAAUUGGAGAAGUGUUGGGCAAGAGGUUGGAGUCCAAGGGUUUCGACAAAGCUUACGUGGUUUUGGGACAGUUUCUGGUGCUCAAGAAGAAUCAGGAGCUCUUCGUCGAGUGGCUGAAGGACUUGAGCGGUGCGAACGCCAAGCAGGCGAAGGACUGCUGCCAGUGCUUAGGCGAGUGGUGCGACCAGUUCUUAUCCCUGUCCACUACACCGAUGGGCGAGAAGCCGGUCACGGAUUUGGCAGGAAUUGGAGAAGUGUUGGGCAAGAGGUUGGAGUCCAAGGGUUUCGACAAAGCUUACGUGGUUUUGGGACAGUUUCUGGUGCUCAAGAAGAAUCAGGAGCUCUUCGUCGAGUGGCUGAAGGACUUGAGCGGUGCGAACGCCAAGCAGGCGAAGGACUGCUGCCAGUGCUUAGGCGAGUGGUGCGACCAGUUCUUGUAGACACACACACCUGGCCCUCGACCACCGCACCCACGCUUCCCAUCACGCACUACUCGUGAUUCAUCUGUUCAUCUCUUUUAUGGCAGUUAUCUCUGAAUUGCUUUUAAUUUUUCACACUUUUUAAUGAAAUAUUUUUCUCUCUUUUUUAAUGCGAUUACUAAUUAUUAUAUUCGUAGCGAAUCUAUGGCUUAACUA